AUGAUCCUGCAGGCCCUUCUCAUAGGGACGCUCGUGUUCCUGCUCAUCAGCCAUCUGAUAGAGCGGAAAAAGCUGAAGAAAGUUAACAAACACUUUCCGGGCCCGAAACCAUUGCCGGUGGUUGGUAAUUUGAUGGAAUUCGCAUUCUUAGACAUUCCAGGUAUUUUCGAGCGUGUUGUCGAACUGCACCAGGAGUAUGGCAAGGAUUACAUGAUGUGGUCGCUGUUCAACUGGAACCUCAUUAUGAUGACCAGCUCGAAGAACGUGGAGAAGGUAUUGCUGGCGAAGCAGACGCAAAAGUCGUUAGUGUACCAGUUCAUCGAGCCGUGGCUUGGAACGGGCCUGCUGAUCGCGAGCGGUGAGAAGUGGUUUCAGCGGCGCAAGAUCAUCACCCCGACGUUUCACUUCAAGAUCCUGGAACAGUUUAUUCGCGUGUUUAACACGGAGACGGACACGAUGGUGAAGCUACUAAGGAAACACGUCGGUGGCAAGGAGUUUGACAUCUACGACUAUGUCACGCUGAUGGCAUUGGAUAGUAUCUGCGAGACCUCGAUGGGUACGUCGGUGGAUGCGCAACACAAUCCCAACAACAAAUACGUCCAGAAUGUGAAGCGUAUGGCCGUCCUGGUGCUCCUGCGAACAAUCAGCCUUCUCGCUCCAUAUCCAAACCUGUACGAUGUCUUACACCCGAACGCAUGGGAGCAGCGCAAAGUUAUCAAACAGCUGCACGCCUUCACGGACGACGUCAUCCGCCGUAGACGCCAACAACUGUCCAAGGAAAAGGCAGAAAACGUGGCGUUCGACUUGAACGAGGAGAACCUGUACUCGAAGCGAAAGCUGACGUUCCUGGAUCUGCUACUGAACGUGACGGUCGAGGGUAAACCUUUAAGCAAUCUGGAUAUCCGCGAAGAGGUGGAUACAUUUAUGUUUGAAGGACACGACACAACCACGAGCGGUAUUUCGUUUACGAUCUACGAACUAGCACGAAAUCCAGACGUACAGGAGCGGGUGUACGAGGAGAUCGUGGCAAUACUAGGCAAGGAUCACAAGACGGCGGAACUGACCUAUCAAAACCUGCAGGAAUUUAAGUACCUGGAUCUGGUGGUAAAGGAGGGCUUGCGAAUGUAUCCACCGGUGGGAAUUAUUGGUCGUGAGCUGGUAGAAGAUCUUGAGCUAAAUGGCACUACAGUCCCAGCUGGUCAACAAGUACUCGUCCCGAUCUACGUGAUCCAUCGCAAUCCGGAGAUCUACCCCAAUCCGAACCAAUUCGAUCCGAAUCGCUUUUCCGAGGAAGCCGAAUCCAAGCGGGGCCCCUUCGAUUACAUUCCUUUCAGCAUCGGCUCACGGAACUGCAUCGGCCAGCGAUAUGCGCUGAUGGAGAUGAAAGUCUCCCUGAUCAAGCUGAUUGCCAACUAUCGUAUUUUGCCGGGCGAGUCGCUGGGAAAGCUUCGUGUCAAAACCGAUCUCGUGCUACGACCGGAUAUUGGAAUUCCGGUGAAAAUUGUCCUCCGUGAGUGA
Molecule: messenger RNA, 1518 nt
Organism: Anopheles coustani
Lineage: Eukaryota; Metazoa; Arthropoda; Insecta; Diptera; Culicidae
Product: cytochrome P450 4d8-like
Exons: 4
Coding region: 1-1518 (505 amino acids)
Molecular function (GO): oxidoreductase activity, acting on paired donors, with incorporation or reduction of molecular oxygen; heme binding; iron ion binding
Source: RefSeq, a predicted model, not a curated record